This is a messenger RNA of Paramuricea clavata, 844 nucleotides long. The record is from the annotation of a GenBank genome assembly. NCBI's taxonomy places the organism in Eukaryota, Metazoa, Cnidaria, Anthozoa, Malacalcyonacea, Plexauridae.
ACUGUACUUGACGAGACUGUACUUGAUGAGACUGUACUUGAUGAGACUGUACUUGAUGAGACUGUACUUGACGAGACUGUACUUGACGAGACUGUACUUGAUGAGACUGUACUUGACGAGACUGUACUUCAUGACACUGUACUUGAUGAGACUGUACUUGAUGAUACUGUACUUGAUGAGACUGGUACUUGACGAGACUGUACUUGAUGAGACUUACUUGAUGAGACUGUACUUGAUGAGAUGUACUUGAUGAGACUGUACUUGAUGAGACUGUACUUGAUGAGACUGUACUUGAGAGACUGUACUUGAUGAGACUGUACUUGUACUUGAUGAGACUGUACUUGACGAGACUGUACUUGAUGAGACUGUACUUGAUGAGACUGUACUUGAUGAGACUGUACUUGAUGAGACUGUACUUGACGAGACUGUACUUGAUGAGACUGUACUUGACGAGACUGUACUUGACAAGACUGUACUUGAUGAGACUGUACUUGAUGAGACUGUACUUGAUGAAACUGUACUUGACGAGACUGUACUUGAUGAGACUGUACUUGAUGAGACUGUACUUGAUGAGACUGUACUUGACGAGACUGUACUUGAUGAGACUGUACUUGAUGAGACUGUACUUGACGAGACUGUACUUGAUGAAACUGUACUUGAUGAGACUGUACUUGACGAGACUGUACUUGACGAGACUGUACUUCAUGACACUGUACUUGAUGAGACUGUACUUGACGAGACUGUACUUGAUGAGACUGUACUUGACGAGACUGUACUUGACGAGACUGUACUUGAUGAGACUGUACUUGAUGAGACUGUACUUGAUGAGACUGUACUUGACUGA